AUGAUGACUAUGGUUCCGCCAACCUCGUCGCAUCAACCAGAUCCAAAGUUAACUGAACAUGUCUUACAACAACCGCAAACCCAGAAGCCAGCCAAAAGCCUUAGUCAAUCGGUAGCUGCCACACCUCAUUCCCUUGCUACCCCAUUGAGAUCCCUCACUAUUUCUAGACCAAAGACAAAGAAGGAAAGUGGCGUAUCAAAUAAGUUUAGACCAACUAUUAUUCUUGUUGCCAAGUAUUCGUUUACUGCUGAAUCCUCCAACGAAUUGAGCGUCACUAAGGGGGACAUAUUGAAAUUGUUGGAUCAGCCUCGAGACGGCUGGAUAUUGGUAAAAUAUAUUGACAAGUUACACUCGCCGGGUUUAAUUCCAGCAACGUAUGUUGAUAUUGCAGUAAAUGACCAAACAAACCCGAUAACUAUAAAUUGGUUACAUGGAACUGACAAUGCUGACAUUGUGAAGGAGCAUAACUAUCUCAACCUACAAUUCAACAAGGUCGAGGCCAUCUUCCUAACAAUAAACAAUAGGGCAUACCCGGUUUCCGCUUCAAUUUCGAACUUUCUCUUGUUCAAGGAGAGGUACUGGUAUAGGUUAGAUAUACAGUACAGUGACAAAUCGAGGGCCCACUUGUGUCGGUAUUAUCAAGAUUUUUACAAUUUGCAUAUAAUGUUGUUAGAUUUGGUCAGUCGAAUUAGUUCAAGUGCAAACCUGGAGGACUUGAGAUUGCCAAAGUUACCCGAGCCCUUGCCGACAACAACUACGUUAGAUAACUAUAAUGACGAUGAGGGUGACUCUACUGUCAAAGCUGAGAAAACCUUUGAACAUGAGACCACUCAAGUUAAUAUGUUGUUGAAAAGAUGCAAUGAUUUAAACAUUUACAUCAACAAGCUAAUUUUAAACAAGUAUUUUCAAACCUCGAAAGAAUUGAUUGAAUGGUUAGAAUUGGGUUACAAAGACUCGCCGGGCUAUGUUCUUGAGGCAACUGAUGAAGAUUAUGAUGCCGAGUGGACGAACGAAGAAAUCAACAACAAAAUCCUCCCCGACUCAAUCAAUGUUGUAAAGGUUUAUGAGGAAAAGAAAUUACAAAUGGAGCAAGAGUUGGAGGCUUUAAAGAAAGAGCAGGAGGCGGAGAUGUAUGAGAUUGACGAUGCUGACUUGCCGACUAGGGCAAAGUCGAAAAAUAUCUACAACAAUUACCAACAAGCGUCGCAUAUAAUGUCAAUUGCUCAAGUUUCAAGACAAGGUUCAGUGAAAUUGACUAGAGCUGACUCGAGAUUGAACCUGUACAAUGCUACCAGGACUUCUAACAGUCAGAACAAUCUGCCAGAAGUGCUCCGUAAGCAAGCAGACCAUACGGAUCGUGCUGACACAUCAACCAACAGUUUAUCCACCACUUUCUCCCCUAUUGAAGAGGAUCAACAUUAUGGAGGCUCUCCUGAUACAUCACGUGGCUCUCACACUAUGAAAUUAUCACGUAAAGAUUCGUUCAAACCUGAAGAGCCUAAUGCAGCAUCACCACAAUAUUCAAAAUAUACGAGUUAUCAAACAUCUAUUCCGCUGAGUCCACAAGUGCCCUCAUUGCAGCAAAAACCACCAACUUUAUCCAGCCCCGUUAUUCAUUCCCCAAACAAUCAAUAUAGUCCUAAGCUUGGAUCAUUACCGAAGGUCAAGACCCAGUCUUCACAUCAACAGAUUCACCCGUAUCACGAUAAACCAUACCAAUUGCCACAAUCUAUGCCGUCCAAGAUGUCACCCAUGGGUGUCAACUCUCAGGUUUUCCCAGUAAGUGGAUACACUAAUGCUAGACAUCCAGGCUUCAAUGCAAAUGCAAAUAAUCCACAUUUCUCCGCUACCUCAAACUACUCCCAUAGCUCUGGCUCCCCCUCGCCAACUUCUGCCAAUGCAAUCUCCAAUAUGAAACAUCAAUAUAUCAAAUGCAAGAUUGUUAAUCCACAUGAUGAGAUUAUUGCUUUAAAAUUAUCCAAAUCACAAAUUAAAACAAUUGGCGAUUUGAAGAAUUUGAUAAAGAGUAAAGUGUUUUACAAUAAGUUGUUUAUCAAGUUACCCAAUUUGAACAACUUUGAAAAUAUUGAUGUUGUUAAGUUUAAUAUUACCGAGUUUUUGAAAUUCAAUGACAGGGUAUUAUUGCGGAUUGCCUGA
Messenger RNA from Lodderomyces orthopsilosis Co 90-125, 2157 nucleotides. RefSeq lists its product as uncharacterized. The transcript has a single exon. Gene Ontology annotation, molecular function: phosphatidylinositol binding; protein binding. Lineage: Eukaryota; Fungi; Ascomycota; Pichiomycetes; Serinales; Debaryomycetaceae. The record is from RefSeq and is a predicted model, not a curated record. Gene Ontology annotation, biological process: conjugation with cellular fusion. Gene Ontology annotation, cellular component: mating projection tip. Bases 1 to 2157 code for a protein of 718 amino acids.